Messenger RNA from Coregonus clupeaformis (lake whitefish), 3786 nucleotides. RefSeq names its product transmembrane O-mannosyltransferase targeting cadherins 3 (gene tmtc3). The record is from RefSeq and is a predicted model, not a curated record. Gene Ontology annotation, molecular function: mannosyltransferase activity; protein binding. Lineage: Eukaryota; Metazoa; Chordata; Actinopteri; Salmoniformes; Salmonidae. Gene Ontology annotation, biological process: protein O-linked glycosylation via mannose. Gene Ontology annotation, cellular component: endoplasmic reticulum. The transcript has 14 exons. Bases 293 to 3109 code for a protein of 938 amino acids.
CUUUCUGUCCACUUUAGUACACGUUUCACGUUUUAUAGAAAAUACAUUGUAUCCCCACCUUUUUUUUUUUAUAGUGUCAGUGGAUGUGUGACAACAACAUUAUAGUCACGGCUGUUUCAGAAACCACUGCCACUUUUUACCUUCAACUUUGCCCCGGAAAUGUUUUGGGAUUUAUUGCGAGCCUUUUUUGAUGGCCUUUAUGUUCAUACUAGUUGCUAGCGUAUGCAAAAUCAGAACGUCAAUGGCCGAUAAAAUACUCUAGUUCACUGAUCAAUGAAGCCGUUGGUCAGCGAUGGCUGUCGUGUCAUGGAUGGAGAUCUUGCUUUUGACUGGACUGGUGGUGGGGUGUUACUGGAACAGCCUGUCCUGCGGCUUUGUGUUCGACGAUGUCUCGGCCAUCCUGGACAACAAGGACCUGCGGCCCGUCACCCCUCUCUGCAACCUCUUCCUCAAUGACUUCUGGGGCACGCCCAUGGCUGAGGAGCGGAGCCACAAGUCCUACCGGCCCCUGACAGUGCUCACCUUCCGUCUGAACUAUCAAUUCAGUGAGCUGAGUUCUGCAUCCUACCACCUGCUCAACGUGGGGCUGCAUUCUGUGGUGUGUGUUCUCUUUCUGAGGUUCUGCCGGCUGUUCCUGGACAAGACCUCCAGCUUGGUGGCGGCCCUGCUGUUCGCUGUUCACCCCAUCCACACAGAGGCCGUGACAGGUGUCGUAGGAAGAGCGGAGCUCCUGUCCUCCAUCUUCCUCCUGGCUGCGUUCCUGGCCUACACCAGAUCUAAUGGAGCCGAUCAAUCCAUCGUGUGGACUCCCAUUGCUGUGACUGUGGUUCUGGUGGCUGCAGCCACUUUAUGCAAGGAGCAAGGCAUCACAGUCAUCGCCAUCUGCUGUGUCCACGAGGUGUUUGUUGCACAAGGGUUUACACUGCCCGUGCUGUUGGAUACUCUCCUCCAGGUGCUGAGGGGUAAAGAUGGUUUCCCCUAUGCUGUCCUGCAGACGCUCCUUAAGCUCAUCGUCCUCAUCAUCAGCACCUUGCUGCUGGUCAUCAUCAGGGUCCAGGUCAUCCAAUCACAGCUUCCUGUGUUUACCAGGUUUGACAACCCCGCGGCUGUCAGCCCUACUCCGGUCAGGCAGUUGACCUUCAACUACCUGUUGCCAUUGAAUGCCUGGCUCCUUCUGAACCCCUCGGAGCUGUGCUGUGAUUGGACCAUGGGGACCAUCCCACUGGUGGAGAGCCCUCUGGACCUGAGGAACCUGGCCACCCUGGCCUUCUACAGCCUGCUGAGCCUGCUGGCAUACCACAGCCUGCGCCACUCACACUCCUCCGCCAAGACCGUCCUCAUGGCCCUGUCUUUGAUCGUGCUUCCCUUCAUCCCGGCCUCCAACCUCUUCUUCCCCGUGGGCUUUGUGGUGGCAGAGAGGGUGCUCUAUGUGCCCAGUAUGGGAUUCUGUGUCCUCGUGGCACACGGCUUCAGGAUUGUCUCCCAUAAGAGACACUUGAGGAAGAUCUCCUGGCUGAUGAUUGGAGUGCUCCUCGCCACACACGCAGUCAAGACCUUCAACAGAAACUGGGACUGGGAAUCUGAAUAUACACUGUUUACCUCAGCCCUGAAAGUCAACAAGAACAACGCCAAGCUAUGGAAUAAUGUUGGUCAUGCUCUGGAAAAUCAAAACGAUUAUGAAAAAGCUCUGAGAUAUUUCCUUCAGGCCACCCGGGUCCAACCAGAUGACAUCGGAGCCCAUAUGAAUGUGGGAAGGACCUACAAGAACCUGAACAAGUCCAAGGAGGCUGAGGACGCCUACCUGGUUGCCAAAUCCCUCAUGCCACAGAUCAUUCCAGGGAAGAAGUACGCCACCCGCGUGGCGCCCAACCACCUGAACGUGUACAUUAACCUGGCCAACCUGAUCCGUACCAACGACUCACGGCUGGAGGAGGCUGACCAGCUCUACAGACAGGCCAUCAGCAUGAGGCCCGACUUCAAACAAGCCUAUAUCAGCAGAGGGGAGCUGCUGCUGAAGAUGAACAAGCCGUUGGAGGCCAGGGACGCCUACCUGCGGGCCCUGGACCUGGACAGCACCAACGCUGACCUCUGGUACAACCUGGCUAUCGUCAACAUCGAGAUGAAGGAACCCUCGGAGGCCCUGAAGAACUUCAACCACGCCCUGGAGAUCAACCCACGCCACAAACUGGCCCUCUUCAACUCUGCCCUGCUCAUGCAGGAAUCUGGUGAACCCAGGUUCCGUCCGGAGGCCAAUCGUCGUUUCCUGACCUACGUCCAGGAGGAGCCAGACGACGCCAAUGGCUACUUCAACCUGGGCAUGCUGGCCAUGGAUGCCAACGAGAACACUGCGGCCGAGCGCUGGAUGAGGGAGGCCAUCCGUCUACAGACAGGCUUCCGUAGCGCCCUCUUCAACCUGGCCCUGCUCUACUCGCAGUCCCGACGGGAGCUGGAUGCCUUGCCUGUAUUAGACGAGCUGCUGCGCCACCACCCAGAGCAUGUUAAAGGUUUGAUUCUCAAGGGGGAUAUCCUGAUGAACCACAAGAAGGACACCCAGGGAGCCAAGGUCUGCUUCCAGAGGAUCCUCCGUAUGGACCCCACCAACGUGCAGGGGAAACACAACCUGUGUGUGGUCUACUUCGAGGAGCGAGAUCUGCCGAGAGCGGAGCGCUGCCUGGAGGAGACGCUGGCCCUGGCACCCCACGAGGAGUAUGUGCGUCGCCACCUGGGCAUCGUGCGCAGUAAGAUGGCCGCCAUGUCCGUGGCAGGGCAGCCGCUGAGCCCAGCGCCAGAAGAGGGAGCAGCUACGCCAGCCACGGAGGAGGAAAAGAAGGGGGGAAGAGGAAAGGAAGAGGAGGAGGAAGGAAAGGGAGCCACCGGCAGCGCUGGGGUUGGGGAGGGGGCCGGGAAUAAGAAGAAUGUGCGGAAAUCCUUCUCGGCAGAAAGCCUCGGCGGCGGCGACAGCCAAUCAGAGCUUCUGGACGACGGCCAGGCUGACAAGCAGCAGCGGACUAAGAGCAAAUCCACAAAAGAGAUUAAAGACAUAGAAAAGAAACGGGCGGCCGCCUUGAAGAGACUGGAGGAGAUUGAGCACAUAUUAAGCGGUGAUUAACCUUGUUGUUAUUUACCACAGCGCAGGACUACUUUUUGUACAGCUAUUACAGCUCCUGAAUCACAGACGUGAUGCGUCCCAAAUGGCACCCUAUUCCCUAUAUCAGCAGGCAAGGCCCUUUGCACCACUUUUGACCAGGGCCCAUAGGGUAGUAGCCCAUAGUAGUGCACUAUAUAAUAUAAUGAAUAGGUUGGCAUUUUGGACACAGACAAAAACCUGUUUGGUUUUCAUAAACAAACGCCCUCCUCACUUCAUCAUGCAUGCUUUAACUCCUUGGUUAUUGUUUGUUUUGUUUAUCAUGCUUACCGGCUGCCCGGCCUGCUGCGUCCCUUUAUUUUAACACCAUUGUGAAAAACAAAAAGGGAAUAGUGGUGUGUUUUUUCUCUGCACAGCACCAUAAAAGAACAGUGUGUAGUUUUUUUAUAUCUUCGCUACAAAUGCAAAACCAUGUGUUGCUUUUUCUGAAUGCCAUUUUAUCGUAUGCUAAUUAUUUAUGCUUGUUUGAUUUUCUAUGUAUACUAGCCAACUUGUUGAUCACUGGAUUUGAUUGUAUUUCUAUGUGUGACUCACUCACUGUUGUGCAUAGACAAGUAUUGUAUAUUUUUUUAAGGAAUGAUUGCAUCACAAACAAUUAAAGGAAAUGACGUAAAGGACACUACAUGGCCCAGUUCAGGCAA